AUGCAAACCGAUCUCCACAAAAUCAUUGUUUCACCUCAGCCCCUCUCAUCAGACCACGUGAAGAUCUUUCUCUACCAGAUCCUUCGAGGUCUCCGAUACCUCCACUCUGCUGGUAUUGUGCACCGCGACAUCAAACCCGGUAACAUGCUUGUCAACUCCAAUUGCCUUCUCAAGAUCUGUGACUUUGGUCUCGCAAGAAUGGAUGACCCCAAGAACCAGGCACAACUCACUCAAGAAGUUGUAACACAGUACUACCGUUCACCUGAACUCCUAAUGGAGGCCUCCCGGUACUCCUAUGGUGUCGACAUAUGGAGUGUUGGAUGCACCUUUGCCGAGCUCCUCAGUCGUCGUAUUCUUUUUCCGGUAAGCGUCUGUUAA
Molecule: messenger RNA, 378 nt
Organism: Dibothriocephalus latus
Lineage: Eukaryota; Metazoa; Platyhelminthes; Cestoda; Diphyllobothriidea; Diphyllobothriidae
Source: the annotation of a GenBank genome assembly